UUUUCAUAUCCGGGUGACAGAGCUGAGCAUCAACGUGCUGGUCCCCAUGUUACUGAACUAACCAGCAGCAGUUAUGCCUUUAAUAGUAAUGUGCGGAUACCCGUGUAGUGGUAAAACACUGAGGGCAGAAGAACUGAAGGCGCAUUUUGAAGAGACCACCGACCGACAGGUUCACAUUGUCGGAGACCGAGCUCUGGGCGUUGAUAGAAACAGUGUUUAUGCAGAUUCCCAAAAAGAGAAAGAUACAAGAGCAUCUCUAAAAGCUGAAGUAGAGAGGAAGGUCAAUAAGGACAACAUUGUAAUUUUAGACUCAUUGAAUUACAUAAAAGGUUACCGCUACGAAUUGUUCUGUCUGACUAAGCAUGCGCAGACACCGCACUGCCUGGUGCACUGCUUGACAUCAGGUGAAGAAAGCUCAUUGUGGAACAAAAACAGAGAAGCUGCAGAGCAAUACAGUCAGGACAUCUUUGACGGGCUAGUUCAGAGGUUUGAAGCACCAGACUCGAGGAACAGAUGGGACAGUCCUCUCUUCACUGUCCUCAAAGACGACGUUCCUCCUCUUGAAGCCGUUUCUGACGCGCUUUUUAAGAGAAAAGCCCCCCCGCCUAAUCAGUCCACCCAGAGCCAACCCCUUUCCUCAACAAACUUCCUGUAUGAGUUGGACAAAAUCACACAGGAUGUUUUAAUGGCAAUUUUUAACGCCCAGAAAACAAGUGUCCCUGGAGACCUUAUCUCAGUCCCAGGAGCUACAGAAAAGGUGGAGCUGACCAGGACCGCCAACAUGGCCGAGCUGAGGAAACUACGGCGCCAGUUCAUCAGUUACAGCAAGAUGCACCCGACGGAGAAAACGGGGCAGAUUGCCAACAUGUUUGUUCAGUAUUUAAAUAAGGGCCUUCAUUAAAUUAAAUUAAAGAGCUGGAUGGGAUUUUUUUUUUUUUUUUUUUUUGCUUCUUGACAAGUGCAGAUGUUUAAAUGUAUUGCUGUAUUGUCUUUAGCUUGUUUUUUUUUCUUUUUAAAUUAAAAUAAGGUAUAAAUUGAUUUGAGUACUUCUGUUUAUUAAAUGAAAGUGCAAAAUUUAGCUAUAAAGGCUAAUUAUCUGCUAUACUUAGAUGAUUGGAGAGGCUGGGUGUAAAUACUUCACAAACAUAAAUGCAUGAUUAUGAAUGCAUGAAACAAGUUUGAGGGGUGUCUCAUAUUCACCCGACAUGAGAUAGCCUCACGUCACUGACCCCUGUUAUGCUUGUUUUAUGUUUGAUUUUUAGUUUGAAGCAAAAGGUAUAAAAUAAGAUUUAUUUAUUAUCACUCACAGAUUAUGCAUCUUAAUCACUUUAAAACCAUAAACACAUGGCAGCUAUCAAGACCAAAAGUUAAUGCCACUGAGAAACUAGAUUUGGAAGAAGAAAACUCAUUCCCUUAUUACAGAGAGAUGAAAUCAGAACCAAUAAAUAUUAACUAAUAAACUGAAAUCUGUUUCCUGUAACAAUCUAAGACACUUUGUCUCCCAAAUCUGAAUUAAAAAUUUCAAGAACUUGAGCUGUUUUUUUAAUAUAAACUGCACAGUGUCAAGUUGUAUAUUUUAGGGUCAUCCAGCCUGGUCUGGCACCAAACGAAUGCAUGGGAAUUCACUUUCAGGUUAGAGACGGGAUCAGUGAUGUUCUGGGCCCUUUUCUCUGUUUUGUUCUGGGAACUCUUUAACAUCUGAUGGGCUCUGCUGGUAAACUGAGAAUGAGUCUUCAACGUGUCUUCCAGAUAGGUAAUUAGAACAAAUGGACAUUUAAAUUAACAAUUAAAACGGAAAAGGUUGUUAAGCCACAACAUAAUCCUUCCAUCGCCUCUAAGUCUUACUAAAAAUCAUUCUGGGCUCAGCUUAAGGAGAGCUCAAGAGAAGUCUGGGAGUGAUACAAAAAGAUUGUACAAGAAAAUAAUGGUUAAAGACCCGUCUGUAUGAUCCGACGUAAAAUGUCACAGGAGAAAAUAAACUGUUGUCUUAUUAGAAAAAGUGGAGCAGAGCGACAGCUAACUGUAACUACUGAACUGGAGAGUUUCAAAUCUUACUUUCUAGUAUAUAUUUAAUAGUAUAUAUUUGCAUCGAUUCUAAAUAAUGUACUCAUUAAAAAUUCAAUCUUCCAACAUUUUUCUCUGAUUUGCUUCUGCAGUGAAAGAUGAUUUUCAUUUAAGGCAUUUACAAUUUUCUAUAUGUAAUUAUAUUGAGCCACAUCAAUUUCAAUUUUGAAUUAUUUGUGUCAGAAAACUCUUCAUUAACGGGAUUCAUGAGCAAAAUCUUCCUGAAUAAAAUUCCUUCAACAUUUGAGYCUUUGUGUAAGAAG
This is a messenger RNA of Poecilia reticulata (guppy), 2327 nucleotides long. RefSeq names its product KTI12 chromatin associated homolog (gene kti12). The record is from RefSeq and is a predicted model, not a curated record. NCBI's taxonomy places the organism in Eukaryota, Metazoa, Chordata, Actinopteri, Cyprinodontiformes, Poeciliidae.